Messenger RNA from Physcomitrium patens, 1658 nucleotides. Its product is annotated as putative plastid-lipid-associated protein 10, chloroplastic. The record is from RefSeq and is a predicted model, not a curated record. Lineage: Eukaryota; Viridiplantae; Streptophyta; Bryopsida; Funariales; Funariaceae.
AGAGAGUUGAGUUGCACAUGGUUAUGGUUUUGAAGGGCUCUCGCUUGACUCCGCCAUCGCCGCCGUCUCCGAACUGAAGCCCACCCAGCUACAACACCAACGCCAACACCACCAUCCCAAUCGGAUUGGGUUGAGAGCCAUUGCAACAACAUCCACAAGAACCCAAUUGGGUUGAGAGUAAAUUCGCGCCAGGGUUGGUUGGUUGGUUGGUUUCUCCUCCUCGACUUCUUCUUCUUCUUCUUCGUGUCACUUGCUACUCCUCAUCAUGUCGACAGUUCUGCGAGGAGGAGGAGGAGGACCCUGGCUGCUGCACCCUCUUCCCUGCAGUGUUGCUCACUCUCUGGAAAAGGCGAAGAAGAAGAAGCAGAAACAGAAGUGCAGCCAGGGAGCUGGGCUGCGGGUUGAAGCGGCUCCGCGGUGUCUAAGCCGCAAAUUAGCGCAUUGUCUUCGAGAUUGUGGUGGGUUCCCGUUGGUGAGAAUCCAGAAUGGGUGGGAUUCUGUGCAGCCGGCGCGUUCAAGGACUUUUGACGCUCUGGGAGCAAUUGCGGAGGGACGAGAGCAAGUUCAGAUGGAUCACGACAGAGAGCAGGAGGUGGAGAGGGCCAAAAUGGAUCUUCUUCGGGCGGUGAUAGAGACCAAAAGGGGUGUGCAGGUUACUGCAGAGCAACGUGCAGAUAUAGAAGAGGCACUGGUGGGCGUGGAGACGUUCAAUGCAGGAUCACCUUUACUGCUAGACCAGCUGCACGGGACGUGGUUAUUACAGUAUACGACCGCUCCUGAUGUUAUCUCAAUCUUACAAGCUGCUGAACAGCUCCCUUUGCUGCAGGUUGGACAAGUGUAUCAGAAUUUCGACUGCAGACGAAGAACGGACGGUGGAGUAGUUGAAAAUAUUGUGCGAUGGAGUGUGCCAGGACUUCUACAGGAGAAUGAGGGUGCAACUCUAAUAGUGACAGCGAAAUUCUCUGUGGCUAGUGCACGCAGUAUAGUUCUUCAAUUUGAAGAGGCGAGGGUAAGUGAGGUUGAGAUAAGUGAAGUUUUGGAAUCGUUCAUUGCUCCGGCACUUCUACCUCGCACAUUUAUCAACUUACAGAUUUUGCAGUUUUUACGCGGUCUAGAUCUACGAUUUCCUCUUGCCCGAGGAUCGCAAGGGCUACAGACUCUGCCUGAAAAUUCCAGAAGGGCUCCUAUUGGAUUAUGGUACAACCUGACAUUUUUGGACAACAACAUGCUUGUGGGGCGGGCUCUUGGCAAUGGGGGUAUCUUUAUCUUCAGCCGGACUCAAGCCCGUCCUAAAUCCGUGUGAGAUUACUUUAACCAAGUCCACCAAGUAAGUAGAACAUAGAAAGUGCAUGAUUUCUUUCAAUGUUUUCUUCUGUAACGCUGGAAUAAGAUGCUGUAAAGUACUUGUUUUGCUCAUAGUAAUUUGAAACCUCGCUCUGUUCUCUACUAGGCAAUGGCUAGGUAACCUAUGGCGUGUAUUUCUGAUUAAAGACCUCUUCAAAUUACAUAUGCCAGGGUCUAAACUUUGAUUGUAGAUGAACACACACACUCACACUCAACAUGACGUAUGUGUCGUGAAGUGAGCAACAUUUUCAAUCAAAUGUAGAAGGUGCCUAGUAUUCAGUUAAUCACAUCUUUCUCUGCAAUUUUUUACCCUA